CCGCCGCGGCUGUGCUGCCGCUUUAAGCUCCGCCGCGCGCUGCCUGGCCUCCUUCCCGGCUUCCUCCGGCAGCCGGAGCUCGUCCGGCCCCGGACCGCCCGCCCAGCGCGCCCGGGCUGGGCCUGGCCCCCCGGAGGCCAUGGAGGUGCUGGGGGCCCUGGGGGCCCUUUCCCUUCUGCUCCUGGCCGCACUGCUCCUGGCCUUCGGCAUUUACUGCGGCUACGUGCAGCGCGUCCACGCCAAGUACGACCACAUCCCCGGCGCCCCGCGCGAGAGCUUUCUACUUGGACAUCUGCCAAUCUUGUGGAGAAUGAUGAAGAAAAAUGAGUUCGUGCAUGAUCUCUUCCUGCAGUGGGCUGAGAAAUAUGGACCCAUUGUACGAUUUAAUGCUUUUCACAGAGUCUCAAUAAUGAUUUUGAGUCCUGAAGGAGUGAAGGAAUUCUUGAUGUCGCCACAGUACCCAAAGGAUCAACAGGUGUACGGUCGUAUCUUCAAUAUAUUUGGUGUGAGAUUUCUUGGGAACGGCUUGGUAACCGAUCGCAACUAUGAUCACUGGUACAAGCAGCGGAAGAUUAUGGAUCCAGCUUUCAGCCGAACCUACCUGAUUGGUCUGAUGGAAACUUUUAAUGAAAAAGCAGAGGAGCUGAUGGAGAAACUAGAGGAAAAGGCAGAUGGAAAAAAAGAGUUUAGCAUGCUGAUGAUGAUGAGCCGAGUGACUUUGGAUGUCAUCGCAAAGAUAGCUUUUGGCUUGGAAUUAAACUCGCUGAGUGAUGACCAGACACCCUUUCCACACGCUGUGACCAUGAUUAUGAAGGGAAUGACUGAGAUGCGCAUCCCCUUUGUGAAGUACAUGCCAGGAAAACAGAAAAUGAUAAAGGAGGUCCAGGAGAGUGUGAGACUGCUGCGCCGUGUGGGCAAGGAAUGCAUUGAGCAACGGAGAGAAGCCAUGCAGAAUGGGAAGGAAGCCACGGUAGACAUUCUUACGCAGAUACUGAAAGGAGAUGCUCUGGAGGAAAUUAGAGAUGAUGAAAAUAUUCUGGAUAACUUUAUCACUUUCUUUGUUGCUGGCCAUGAAACAACGGCCAAUCAGUUAUCAUUUACAGUAAUGGCACUGGCUCAGCAUCCUGAAGUAUUGGAAAGACUUCAGGCCGAAGUGGAUGAAGUUAUCGGUGCCAAGAGAGACAUCAGCUAUGAGGAUCUUGGCAAACUCAAGUAUUUAUCACAGGUUUUGAAAGAAUCGCUCCGACUGUACCCCCCCGUCCCGGGGACUGUACGCUGGACAAAAAUGGAAAAUGUCAUUGAAGGCAUCAGGAUUCCAGCGAACACGACACUCAUUUUCAGCACUUACAUAAUGGGAAGGAUGGAACAGUAUUUCAAGGACCCACUCACUUUCAAUCCAGACCGAUUUAGCAAAGAGGCACCAAAGCCAUAUUACUCCUACUUUCCAUUCUCUCUGGGACCCCGAUCCUGUAUUGGGCAGGUUUUUGCACAGAUGGAGGCGAAAGUGGUGAUGGCAAAAUUGCUGCAGAGGUUUGAAUUCCAGCUGGUACCAGGGCAGAGUUUUAAACUCUCGGAUACUGGCACCCUUAGGCCACUAGAUGGAGUAAUGUGUAAAUUGAAGCCCAGGAGCCUUCCGAAAAGCUUCCAGACGUGAUUGUCAGGAAAGGGAGUAUGAAGUGGCAGUGGUAGAGUUUCUUCUGAUUUUGAAGACUUCCCCACUAAUCAAAGGUUAGAUUUUGUAGGUGCCUUUAGAGGAUUACUAGACUGAAAUUUUUCCUAGUCUUCCACAUCAUUUAUUGAAGAAAACCUUAGGAGGUUUGUUCUAGAUAUGUUUGAACAUCUUUGAUCUGGAAGCUUGUCUGGAACUUGCAAAGCCUGUCUUUUUUUUUUUUUGCCGGGGACUAUCUGAUUGUGACCAGACUUUGAAAAGAACAUAUCUUCACUGGAGUAUCCCUGGUAGCUACACACAAACCUACAUCAAAUCCCAGCUGAUAUUUUCCACUGAUUUCACUUACAAUACCAGAUGGUCUAAGUAAAGGGCCUGCUUAGAGUUGUUUAGAACUUACUUAGUUCAAGGAGUUUCAUAUUUACACAGUGAAUCAAGCACUCAGUAAGAGCAUAAGGCUUGGGCUGAAUUCGGGAAGAGAAGUUUGAAGAUACUCUGUUGGUCAAAACAAUUUUUCCUCCCCUAUUCUAAAUAAGAAUAUGGAUUGAUAGAAGCAAUCUGAAACAGAAAUCACUGCUAUUGGCCACUAGUUUUUCCUGUUGCUUCUGCCUCAUUUUUCUUCAGUGUCUCCCACUUUUCUUCCAAUAUUAUUCAGAGUGUAGGUUCACAAUCCAUUUAAGCCAGUGCUGUCAAAAGAGGCUCUCUGCUUUUCUCCUACACUGCCCCCCACUCAUUCUCAUGCAAUGCUAUAGUUUUUAGAGGGGGUCUUGCUGAGUUCAUUUUAACCCAGAUCAGUCUCCGCAUCUGGCUCACCAUGAAGCAAUCUGAACGCUUGGACCAGACUGCUGUAGUAGGUACAGCAGCCUUGAAAGUAUGUGCCUAGAAGCAGAUGCUGCCUAAACUGACCUUGCCUCUGAAGAAAAGUGCACUGAACUUGAGCCAGAGGCAGGGAAACAUCCUGCACCCUCCUUUGCUGCUGCUGCUCCAGAAUUGCUCACUGCUUGCAGGCUUUCAAAGAUUCCAUCUCUGCUAGGGAAAAAAUGAUGUGUGAAAAUCCAAUCUUCCUGAAAUAUUUUGAUACCUAAUAGGAGUUUGGGCAUAAGAUCUAUCUUGAAAUAAAGGAAAUUCAGGACAUUCAA
Molecule: messenger RNA, 2805 nt
Organism: Dromaius novaehollandiae (emu)
Lineage: Eukaryota; Metazoa; Chordata; Aves; Casuariiformes; Dromaiidae
Product: cholesterol 24-hydroxylase
Exons: 15
Coding region: 140-1654 (504 amino acids)
Biological process (GO): cholesterol catabolic process
Molecular function (GO): heme binding; cholesterol 24-hydroxylase activity; iron ion binding
Source: RefSeq, a predicted model, not a curated record